GUGCAAAUGGGCGACCAUAAGAACGCCUUCCCCAUCUUUGCCAAGUUGCAGGAGAGCGGAGCGCAGGAGACGGUGGUGCUGCUGGCGUGGCGUGGCAUGGCGCAUGCCUUUGCAGAGCACUAUGAGGAAGCACUCAGUGAUUUCGACAAGGCUCUAGAACAGGCUCCCAAGGCAGGGCAGAUCCUCAGGCAACGGGCAUCGGUGCUUGGGAUUAUGGGCCGGCACAAGGAGGCCAUUGCUGAUUGGACGGCUGUGAUUGAAAUGGAUCCAAACGAUGCCACAGCCAGACAGGAACGAGGAGCGGCAUAUGUGAACGCCAAUGCCUAUGCAAGUGCCCUGCCGGACCUCUACGCUGCCAGGGCCAUGGCCCCCCAGCUCUUCAAACCCCAUCUUUUCCUGGGCUUGGCCCUGACAGCAACAGGGGCACCCUUUGACGCAGUGAAGAGCUACGAGACGGCCAUGGCAAUGAACCCCGAUGUGAAGGAGGGGUGGACGAAUUGGGGGCAGACAAUGAAGGAGAUCGCCAUGUUCAACGAGUCGGAGCAAUGCUAUAAGCGUGCCCUGGGGGUGGAUAAUGGCUUCCUGCUGGCAUACAAGCUCUGGGCGAAGCUGAGGCACGCUGUGGGCGACCACAGCGGAGUGAUCCGGUUGCUGCAGGAGGGGCUGAAGCACCACCCGAACAAUGUGGAGCUGCGAUACUUUGAGGCCUCCUGCUUCCAUGCCACGGGGGACUUCUCACAGGCCGUGAGGCUCUACGACAGCAUUCUCUCGCUGCAAACGUCUGGAGAUGAGAGGUUCCAGUACCUCGCGUUCUACCAGCGUGAGAUAGCGGCAUACAUGGCAGUGAACGUGAAUUCGCCCUUCUCUCACUUCAGCCUUGACGACCACUUCAACCGCGUCUUUAAGGAAGGCUGGGCCAACGCACAAUUCCCGGGUCACCUUCCCUCGAGGGGAUACCAGAUGCAGGACAUUCAGGCAGUGUUCCGCGUGCAGCGGCAGCAGCACCGGCGCAAGGGGGAGAAGCGAUUCGAGGCGAACCGAGCGGCGCUGCUGAAGCAGGCUGAUGCAAUUGGCCGGCUCGUUCAGUACAACACCACUGGGUUCCUUGGUAACGUGCGGCAG
Closterium sp. Yama58-4 is the source of this 1122-nucleotide messenger RNA. The record is from the annotation of a GenBank genome assembly. Lineage: Eukaryota; Viridiplantae; Streptophyta; Zygnematophyceae; Desmidiales; Closteriaceae.